This is a messenger RNA of Naegleria gruberi, 819 nucleotides long. RefSeq lists its product as uncharacterized. The transcript has a single exon. The record is from RefSeq and is a predicted model, not a curated record. The coding region runs from base 1 to 819 and encodes 272 amino acids. NCBI's taxonomy places the organism in Eukaryota, Heterolobosea, Eutetramitea, Acrasida, Naegleriidae.
AUGUUGGGAUAUAGUGGAAUUGUUGGUACACUGGACUUGAAAGUGCUCUCUUACCAAGAAGGUGUAGAAAACAAUGUUACUAUUUCAACUGUGGAUAUUCAAUCUGCAAAAGUUUAUAGAAGCACUUGCUGUACUCUCAGAAAUGGUGAGACUAAUGUUGGUCAAUUAUUCGCAGUCAACCAAUUUUUCGAUGCCAUUUCAAGACCAACUAAAUGUGGAGAUUUGAGACUUUCCCAAAAAGGAGACAUCACACUGUGGACUAUUUCAAGACAGGAAAUAAGGAAAAUGAUUAGACCUUUUGUAAUUUAUCCAGUGUUGUAUUUUCCAUUAGCAAUAUAUUCACAUUUCAAGUUUGUGAAUUAUGACUUUGGAUGGAAUGAGACACAAGUUCAUCCAUAUCUCCACUUUUUCGAUUGUUUGGUUUUCACUUUUUUGAGCUUGGUUGGAAUAGAUAACUUGACAAUUAGAAUUCGUAGGAUUCCCAGAAAUGAUGCCAUAAUUAUGUUGUUGUGCACUUUAGGAAUAUUUCUUGUCAAGUUAACUAUUUGUAUAUUUGGAACGAGCCACCCACUUCGAUCCUUCAUUAACACCUUUUCAUUCUCUGCACCAUUCAUCCUCUCCAGUGUACCAUUCAUUUAUGGAUUAAAUUUAUAUCCAAAGGCAUUGUUCUGGUAUUGGAGAUCAACCAAUUGGUUCUAUAAUAAUAUAGUUGUGAAAAAAACAGGUGGAUUUUUGAGGAAAUGUGUGGAUUGGAUUACAAAUUAUUAUUCCUUAAAUGGUGUUCAGCAUGACAGUUCAACUCGUUGCGCAAUUAAUUAG